Molecule: messenger RNA, 4755 nt
Organism: Paramisgurnus dabryanus
Lineage: Eukaryota; Metazoa; Chordata; Actinopteri; Cypriniformes; Cobitidae
Source: RefSeq, a predicted model, not a curated record
GGUAGUACAGUACUGACAUUUACUGCACUACACACAGUCAGGUUGGAUAUAUGUAUACUUUACAAUCUAUCAUCCGACUCAAAACUUUACUCACGUUUAAUAUCGGGGAUCAUUAUGGCGGUGUUUGACAACUGUAACGUGCUGUUAGAUGUGAGGACUUUGCCUUUUAAAGGGAAGAAGAAGCUGAGGUCAGCACUUCUGGAUAAUGGAGGAAACAUCACUUAUGUAGUCAACAAACAGUGCUCUUUUGUGGUGACCAGCAGUGUGGAUGAUCUGAGCAGUAACAGACAGAAGAGCAUUCACAAGCUUCAGAUCCCUGUAGUUGGGAUGCAGUAUGUAUGGAGUUGUCUGGAUAAAGGUCAUCUCCUACCUUUUGCAGAGCAUGUUUUGACCCCACAACUGACAGACCCCAGUUCUGAACACAGCUCCCUACGUAAUCCAGAUGUAAAAGUGUUGACUCAGAUACCAGUAAAAGGGACUAAUAUUCUUGAGAAGGGCAGACCCCGUCCCGGGAAGUUUAGAAUUUACAAAGGUGAUCAGGAUCUGUCUGAAAUUCCUUCGCAUUUUCAAGUGGCCAAGUAUUCCUUUUUUAAGAAGAAUAACUCGAAGACUUUAUCAGUUUUGGAGCUACAGAGUGCCAAAGGAAGAGCUGGUCAACAGUAUCGCGUCUUGUGUUCAAUCUUGCAUGAAUCAGAGAAGAAAGUGGUAUGGGACAAGCUUGUGUACUGCAGCACCUCUGAAGAUGCUCUGGAAGCGUAUGUGAUGCUGAUGAAAGAAGAGAAAGAUAAAGGAUUCACACAGAUUUUUACACUUCCCCCUGAGGCUGAGCGCUUGGCAUCCGACAGCUUAAAACAGCUCCUUUUGGAGGAGAAGCUGAACUGCAGCACACUAUCACAGGAAGUUGGCGUCUUCGUGGAGCUGGUUUGGACCGAAGCUCUUGGUUCCCUUAGUAAAAUCCUCACGGUCCCUGUUUCCAGGAUCAGCCUUAAUGACGUGAGCAGGGUGGAGGGAUUGCUGCUGCAGGCACAAAAGACUCAAGAUGAGGAGAAAGUCAAGACCCUGCUGGAGGAGGUCAACACUCUUUUACCCCUUCAAAUACCCGACCCUCCUUCCAAACACAAACUUGUGUCUCAGAAACUAGACCUUUGUCAGCUGAUCAGAGAUAUUUUGAAUGUGAGUGAGGCCACUAUGAGAAGCCCCUUGCCCUCCUCUUUGGGAAAGUAUCGUGCCCUGAGGUGCAGCAUUGAUGUGGUCCCAUCAGAAAACCCUGAGUUUAAUGUUAUCUCUCAAAUGCUUCAAGACAAACCUAUUCAGAUUCAGCAGAUUUUACGCGUGAGCAGAGGGGUGGAGCUUCAGAUGUUUAGGGAGGAGUUAGGCAACAUUAAGCCCCUCCUCCACUCGACUGGUACCAGCAGUUUUGUUGGAAUUCUUUCACGAGGUUUGCUGCUGCCCAGGGUCGGAGUGGAACAACACGGAAUUGAGAGGACAGAUAUCGGGAAUCUUGGAGGAGGCAUCUACUUCAGUGAUUCUCUGACGACUAGUGUGAAAUACUCCAAGCCCAGCGUAGCCGAUGGCUCUCGACUGCUGUUGGUGUGUGACGUGGCUCUGGGCCAGUGCAAGAACCUGCUGAAAAGAGACCCCACUUUGACCUGCGCCCCCGAGGGCUAUCACAGUGUACAUGGAGUCCGCCAAACUCCAAAAACUACCUCAGAGUUUCAGGAUGAUGAGUAUGUUGUAUAUAACACAGAUCAGAUCAAACUCAAGUAUGUAGUGCAGUACACUUUAGAGGAGGACCAGCUGACAGAGUUUCAUCCUCAAAUCGACACUUCUGAGGAGCUCACACAGCCCACCGAAAGAUCUUUGCCCAUUGAUGACAGUGAAGGUCUGGAGUGCACUAAGAAUCCUCUAGAGGAGAUGACCGCAGGUCUCCUGGACAGCAGUGGCAAGACACUUCCUCUGAAGGCUGUCCAUGUGCGGUGCAAAUUGAUAGACUUGUUUUGUGAGGUCAUCAUUUUUCAGACUUACGUAAACCAGAGUGAAGUUCCCAUUGAAGCAAAAUACGUCUUUCCACUGGAGGAAACGGCAGCGGUGUGUGGAUUUGAGGCCUUUAUCAAUGGAAAGCAUGUCAUUGGAAAGGUAAAGGAAAAAGAACAGGCUCGUAAGGAAUACAGAGAAGCAGUAGGGAAGGGUUAUGGAGCGUAUCUAAUGGACCAGGAUGAACCUGAUGUAUUUACUAUCAGCGUUGGGAACCUUCCUCCAGGAGCCACAGUUUUGAUCAAGGUGACCUUCAUCACUGAGCUGGUUGUGAGAGGAGGCUCCAUCAUCUUCUCUCUGCCUGGCAGUGUAGCACCGUGGCAGCAGAGCGCCGCUCUCAAUCAGAAAACUCAGGGAACUGUUGAGAAGAUCUCUGUGACAGAGCUUCAGUCAAAGGGGGAGUUCUCUCUGUGUAUGUCCAUUGAAAUGCCUUAUGAGAUCAUCAACUUAGAGUCUUCACACCUCAUCAAAAUCAAGAGGACAGACUGUAAGGCUGUGAUCAGUACUUUGCCAGGACAAACUCUUGGAUCUGAUGGGCUCCAGGUGACCUUUAGUCUUUCUAAGAUCCACCUGCCCAGAAUGUGGGUGGAGAAACAUCCAGACAAAGAGAGUCAGGCCUGCAUGUUGGUGUUUUAUCCAGACUUUAAGUCAAACUCUGAAGGUCCAUCCAGUGUGAGUGAUGUCAUCAUCCUGUUGGACACCUCAGAGUCAAUGCGGGGAGACGCCAUACUAAACGCUCGCAGGAUUGCUCUUCAAGUCCUUAACUCUUUAGACCGCUCACUAAAGAUCAACAUCAUCUCUUUUGGCACUGAUUACAAGGAAGCGUUUCCUGCACCAGUGCUCUUAGAUGAAACCUUUGAAUCAGCCAGAAAAUUCAUUAUGGUCGGAGCGGACCAGCAAUGUCGUGAGUCUCGCCCCUCCCUAAUUUCCACCUCGAGGAGAUCCCAAAGAUACCCCAAUGACCAGACACACGAGAGAUCGUGUAAUGAAACGGGUGGCAGCACUGAGUUGUGGAGGCCUCUCCGUAGCCUGAGCCUGAUACCUCCAUCACAUGGCAUGAGAAACAUCCUGCUGAUCUCUGAUGGACACGUACAGAACCAGGCGCUGACUCUUCAGCUGGUCAGAGAAAACUCCUGCCACACACGAGUCUUCACCUGCGGCCUCAGCCUGACAGCUAAUCGUCAUAUGCUCAGAGCUUUGGCUCAAGCAGGCGGUGGGACGUAUGAAUUUUUCGACACAAAGAUAAAACACACAUGGACAGAGAAGGUGCGUGCUCAGGUUCAGCGGGUGGAGUCUCCCGGCUGCAGAUCAGUGGCAGUGAAAUGGCAGCAAUUUAAUCCCACAGCGCCCCCUCCUGUUCAGGCCCCCUCACAGCUUCACGCUCUUUUCAGUGACUGUCAUACACUCGUGUACGGCUUUGUGCCACACUGUACUCAGGCCAUGCUGUUUGGUGAUCUAAGUGGACAGGAGAUAAAAACAAUGGUGUCAACCACAGAACUUCAAAAGACAAAAGGAACUUUCCUUCACAAGUUAACAGCCAGAGCGAUCAUCAGAGAUUAUGAAGAUGGCAUACUCGGAAACAGUGAGGCAGAACAUGAGGGAAAGAAAGCAGAGCUGAAGUCUUACAUCACUGAACUCAGUAAAGAGUUCUCCGUCUUGUCUCAGUUUACCAGCUUUGUGGCCAUUGAAGAGAGGGACCAGAAUCAGCUUGACACUGGAUUCACAGAUAUUCCUAAACUAAUUGCAGAAGAGGAUGUGGAUAUUCUGCCUUAUAUAGGCUGGACUGAGGAUAAAGAGGUAGACUCCUUUGAAAGCAUGGCCUUAGAUUUGUGGGAUAGCCCUUCUGGGCCCCCUCCUCCGCCUCCUAUCUUUGGUGCCAUGAGAUCUGGAGGUUUUGCUAGGUCUUCACGUUGUAUCAUGCAUGCCAGGCCCCCGCCCUCGCUUUCAUUACCUGGUAAACCUUUAAGAGGUUUUGAUUCCCAAGGAAGCUCAGCUCUCUCUGUGCAGCACUUCGGUUUAUCAGGCCCUCGAAUCAGACCUACAUCAGAUAUUGUUUUAUUUAAGUGCAACGUUCAAAAUAGUGUGUCUUCUGCACCUGUUUUAUUUAGAGAAAGGAAACAAAUAAGAUUGAUAUUAGGCAGGCGAGAAACAUACAGACGUGACAUAGUGGCAUGGGAUGAGCUAUUUCAGCUUCAGCAUGAGGAUGGAUACUGGGAAUGCACCGGGAGGCUCAGUAGCUUCCUCAGCCUGGACGUAGACUUUUUUGCUAAUGUCUUUCUUAAAGAGAAAGGCAUUUGUUCACUGGGUGCAAAGGCUCAUGCAGAUAUUUUGAGAUUGGUGGCCACUCUGUUGGUAUUGCAGCUGAUUCGAGUAAAGAAGUCAGCCGAGGGGAAGCUGCUUCAGUCUCUCUUCUCUCUGAAAGACUCUGAGGGUCCCAGGCCAAUGCACUGGGAGGCUGUGAAGAAAGCAGUGGACUGGGCUUGCUGGGCAGAUAAACAAUAUCCAUGUGUGUGCAGCAGACUGGAGUUCGGCUGGGAUUGGGAAUCAUCCACACGCCAGUUACUGGGCUAUGAUUCCCCACUUCCAUACUCUCCACUCAUACCUGUUCUGGACAGGCGUGUGGGUUUAUCUGUUAUUUAGUAACUGGACAGAGCUUUUCAUUUACAUUUGUUGUUUCACUUUCUCACCUCUAAACUUUAUAACAGUGUUACUAACAUUUUU